GAAAACAUGAAACCUAUGAAACCACGAAACCUAUGAAACCUAUGAAUCAAUGAAACCACCUAUGAAACCAUGAAACCGGGAAACCUAUGAAACAAUGUAACCAUAAAACCUAUGAAACCUUGAACCUAUGAAACCAUGAAACCAUGAAACUUUCUUUAAUACAUAUAUGUCGCAAUUAGCUUUUUAAUUUGCAUAUAUUCGUGAUCCGUAACACUAAGCUGUAACCCGCCUAGCUAAGCUUCUGAAAUGUGCACCAGGCUCUCUCCAGACCUCCCAGAUUGAACGAGAAAAUGGCGGAUAAAAUGGCGGAUAAUAUGGCGGAUACGAAGCCUCUUGACUGUAAGAUUAUCAUCAAAAAUCCCGUGCUGCUGAAGAUCGGAGACGGGCGGAACGAUUUUAGAUCUGGUGUAUCCGUGAUUGACAUUAUAUUUCCGGGAAACAACAAUGUAGAGGUGGGGAAGCUGUCAUUUAAGAACUCUUAUACAGCAUCCAUUACAGUUAAACUGAAAAUCCUUGAUCUUUUGGGCUCGGAGAGAUGGAAAACUGCCAUAAAGAAUUACACUCUUAUGCCACAUCCCCAUUUUGAGACAGGAAGCCAAGAUUGUUUUAUGUUAUUUACAUGUGCUAAUCAGGUAAGUACCCUCUACAAUAUAAGACUACCGGUACUUGAAUCUCUUUUAAUGUUCAAUGCAGAUCUUUUGGGCUCGGAGAGAUGGAAAACUGCCAUAAAGAAUUACACUCUUAUGCCACAUCCCCAUUUUGAGACAGGAAGCCAAGAUUGUUUUAUGUUAUUUACAUGUGCUAAUCAGACUGAUGAGCCGCCUCCUCAAGUUAUAAUGCUGCGAUUAAUUCUUAGACAACCCUCUCCACACUGGAGUAACUUUAGCAUAGAUGAGAUAAAAUGUUUUCCACAUUCCACAGUGAGUUCUCCAUUGUUAAAAAGAUGUCUUCAGAACAAUGAUUGUUAUGACCCAUUUGGAAUCAAAUCACCGCAGAAUCGUCCAAAUUCAGCAGGUGUUGCCUCCAACAUUCAGGAACUCUGGGCUAUGACACAGGAGGUGAAAACAUCUAAACAGAGAGCAACUGUGGGCCGUUUUGAUGUUGACAGGAGCUAUGACAUCAACUUAUUGUCCUAUACAUGACACUACUGGAUCAUUACAGUUGGUCUCUUUAUGUUCUCCAAGCUGAACGAAUCAAGGAUCACCCUAAACUAUCAUUACAGCUGGUCUAUCUAUGUUCUCCAAGCUGAACGAAUCAAGGAUCACCCUAAACUAUUAUUACAGCUGUUGGCUGGAAAGCGUAUCCCUGAGCAAAACCUGGCAUGAAAUGAAGAUUUUUCGCUUCAUGCCCCUGAGUCGCUCCAAAACACGGUUGCGGCUAUUAGAAGUUGUAAAGAGUUGAUAACAUGCUAGCUGGUUGGAAAGCGUAUCCCUGCACUGAUGAGCCAAACCUGACGUGAAAUGAAGAUUUUCCCUUCAUGCCAAACCUGACCCGAAUCGCUUCUUGAACUUGAACUAUAAUUUCCUUGUUUUUUGCAUACAGUUACAAUUGCUUUAUACCUCCCAAUUGCCUCAGAAACACAGAUAAAUUAAAGCUACUAUAAAUUGUAAAGACUCCAAACCGCACUGCUCCCGACAAGGCAGCAGGCCCUGGAAACGAACGAACAUUUCCCGCCUCGUUAUAGCUUUCGUGAUGUAACAUUGGGUGCAUGUCAAGCCAUUGCCCCGAGAUCGAUUUCAUUCUUCACAAGAAUGGCGUGCGGGGCACGUGGCUUGGUGAGUACCAAUGAGUUAUUUAUUUUAUAUUAGUCUUUUAUGAGAAUUAACGUAUAUUCCAGUUAUUGUGGACAAAAAACUAUAUUGUAUUUCGUUUUCGAUAGUUUCAUAGCAAUGUGAGAAGAGCUAAUAUGCCGAACUUGUUGUUCUCGUCCUCGUAACUGUUAAGGUUUCUUUGUUUACACAAACCGAUUGUUCAUUGUAUGUUACUUUCUCAGACCUUACUUUAUAUCGUUUUCACUGUUGUUAUUAGAAAUUGAAACCUUUAAUUAAGCCUUUAUUCGAUCGUUUCGAAUUUGCCCGAAAUCGGUAAACACAUAUCUUUUUGUAUUAUUCCUUAUUUUGUGUAGCCACUAACUAUGAUUAAACCAAGCCUUGAAUGACA
Molecule: messenger RNA, 2160 nt
Organism: Orbicella faveolata
Lineage: Eukaryota; Metazoa; Cnidaria; Anthozoa; Scleractinia; Merulinidae
Product: nicolin-1-like
Cellular component (GO): nucleoplasm
Source: RefSeq, a predicted model, not a curated record